GGCGGAAUGUCCUGGUUAGACAAUGGUCCCUAGUAUAGAGCUAUAUUUAGCUCUAUGGUUCACGACCAUUAAACAUUGAUCCCAUUAUGAAAGUCCGUGUUAGCUAUGUAAGGUCAGAUUAACUCAUACAGUUUGAAUGGCAUAAACACUCAUGGCCAUCACCUUGUUUGACAAAAAGGGGCAAGUUAACAUCCAUCGGCUGGGCAAUUUUUUGCUGGUUCUACCAUCUCAUGCUGUGUGGUAUUACUUUGCCGACAAAAUAAUUAAUCCACUGGAUAACUAGGACGACGGGUUUAUCUUUUCUGGGGGUGUAAAAGGAGGCAGUGUGUGACCGAAAAGGUGCGGGAUACAGCGCAGUAUUAGUGCACAAUCAAUGAUUCACGGAAGACCCGUCAGUCACAAAAAGGUAGCGCAAUUUGUCCAGCAGAACGGAAUUUCCUCAAGGGCCUCAAGAAUACUGGAGAAACAUUUGGAGAGGUCAGCAUAACCACGGCUGAAAAGACUUCUUUUAACGAGUCGGCACUGAGUUAGGGUCACCGGUCAUGGCUUGCUGCCAACCCCGCUGCGGUUGGUGGCGGUGGCUGAUUCCCUGGCUGGUGUUCGUUGAGUUUUUCCUGUGUUUCGGGAUUCUGUACAACUACAACAUUCUGUUUGUCAGUCUACAAGGCGAAUUCCACUCAGGCUCGGCAGUUACAGGUUGGGUGGGAUCUCUUUCGCACGCCUUGGUUGGCCUCGCCAGCCCGCUCACUCCCUUGCUCGAGCGAAAGCUGAGCAGAAGGGUCGUUGUCCUGACAGGGGUGACCACCAUCUGUGCAGGUCUGUUCAUGACGUCAUUCGUGCCGGCCCUUGGCUACGCCUAUCUGACGUUUGGGGUCCUGACAGGCGUUGGCGGAAGCUUCAUGACGAACUCGUCGCUGGGGCUGCUGAUGGACUGGUUCGUGGGGCGGAACUUUUCUCGUUACAGCGCCACCGUUUUUAUGGGAUCGAAUUGUGGAGUCCUCAGUUUAAGCUAUUUGCUCACCGCUGCCACAAACCAUUACGGAUGGCGCGGGGCACUGAGGGUAUUCAGCGGAGGGAUACUCGUGGUGGGCGCUGCGGCAGGAUUGCUUCUCACCGACCCACCGGCCGAUGAGUGCUGCGGUACAUGGGAACGAGGCGGUUCCCGGGAUCAGAAACAAUGCGGCACCAACAGUGUGGUCACCAUGAUGGAGCAGACACCAGCCUGUGGCAUGGAGGAGACUGAGGACUCUGGAAUCCACGAGCCUCUCCCUACAGACGACAAAGACAGCGAGGACGUUAAAACCGAGGUCGCAGGAGAAGAGGCUAGCGACGCCGUUGUCACCCCUGACAAACUGGCUGUCGCGGACGCUGCAAACUCCCAUAGAUUGUUUGUCAUACUAAAAGACCCGGAGGCGUGGCUCUGGUCUGUGGCAAGUCUGCUAUCCUUCAUGGGUUGGGCAUUUUUCAAUAUCAAUUUUGCAAGUUUCAUGAAAGGUCUUCGGUUCGACGACAACCAGAUAGCCUCUAACAUUGUCUUCUUCUCUUGCGGGGAACUUGGCGGGAAAAUCCUGCUAGCCAUGAUAGGAGAUCGUCUACCCUUCAUGUAUCUGUACGUGGUAGUUGCCUCCUGCCUGGGAGGCACCGUAACACUGUCGCUGCUGGCUUAUUCCAAGACGUAUACCACGGUGGCGGUCCUCGGAGUCGUAUCUGGCGUCUGCCGAACUGGUGUGUACGGUGCGUGCGUUGCAACUGCGGCUCAACUAUUCCACCGGACCUACGGGACCAGGGGCAGCUUGAUUCUGUUCAUGUACCCGGCAGGUUUUGGAACGUUUGUUAGCGCACUUCUCGCAGGUGUUUUGUAUGACCUUACGGGUGACUACCUCCUUAGCCUUAUUGUCAUCGUCGUCAUCUUCCUUUGUGCCACAACAAUCUUACUGGUCAUUCCACUGCGCAGACGGAUUCGGUCACGUGGUUAUGCUGUUUAAAAAAACACGCUCUGUCCAAGCAUGACGAAAAGGUUUCUCGUUUUCGAAUGAUUUUCUGCCAUUGGUGACUUUACUUUUCCAAGUGUUAUUUCUUGUCUAACAAUCAUUUUUGAUCUUAGGCGCUCAGGCAAAGUGAAACCAGGACCGGGGGCUUGUAUUUCGAAAGAGUACGAAGUUGCAGGAAAGGUUAGUCCAAGAAAAGUUCAUUACGUGUAGGCCUAUCUAUUAAACAUGUGCAGUAGGCAUGUCAAAUUCACUGACUAAAUUCUCAAAAAAGGGGUAGCGUGGCCACUGCUUGUCUCCUCGAAAGGAAUAAGAAAGAACCGUUAGCAUUAUAUAUAGCUGAUGACACUGGACUCAGAAGUGCCCAGUGAAAACCUGCGAGGGCGAGUAUAUUAUAUGAACUGGAAACCAAAUUCACUUAAAGCCGGGGCCAAGCUGGAACCUAGGCAUCAUUGCUGCAAACCACGCUAAUGCACUCCCCCGGAAUGCUUAUGUGAAUUACGUUUCAGCAUUGAGUCAGCAAUGAUCUUCUGUUGAUCACAGUGUGGUAAUUUGUUUUUAAUGAAUAUCAUCGAUGUAUUAUUUUACGGCAACUUAUUUCAAAUCAGUGGUGGUGUUGUUAAAUUGUAGUAAAAUAAACAAUAAUAAUAACUA
This is a messenger RNA of Acanthaster planci (crown-of-thorns starfish), 2642 nucleotides long. RefSeq lists its product as uncharacterized. The record is from RefSeq and is a predicted model, not a curated record. NCBI's taxonomy places the organism in Eukaryota, Metazoa, Echinodermata, Asteroidea, Valvatida, Acanthasteridae. Gene Ontology annotation, biological process: transmembrane transport. Gene Ontology annotation, molecular function: monocarboxylic acid transmembrane transporter activity.